Molecule: messenger RNA, 7084 nt
Organism: Syngnathoides biaculeatus (alligator pipefish)
Lineage: Eukaryota; Metazoa; Chordata; Actinopteri; Syngnathiformes; Syngnathidae
Gene: vps4a
Product: vacuolar protein sorting 4 homolog A
Exons: 11
Coding region: 184-1494 (436 amino acids)
Biological process (GO): vacuole organization; endosomal transport
Molecular function (GO): ATP binding; ATP hydrolysis activity
Source: RefSeq, a predicted model, not a curated record
CCUAAUUUCUUCCUGGGUCGUGGAUUUAUCUUGUCAUCUUUACUUGCUAACUGCAUUGGAUUUGUAGAUUAUGUAUAUGUAUCUGUUGAAAAUACCUCACAGUUAAUCUAAGCGUGUAUUUUGUCACGUAUUCAUAUUGGAAAGUAUUGUAAAUCUGAAAGGAGAGCGGCAGUGUGAAAUGAAAUGACAACCUCAACAUUACAGAAAGCAAUUGAUCUAGUGACCAAAGCCACAGAAGAAGACAAAGCGAAGAAUUAUGAGGAGGCAUUGCGUCUUUACCAACAUGCUGUGGAAUAUUUUCUUCAUGCCAUCAAAUAUGAGGCCCACAGUGACAAGGCGAAGGAAAGCAUUAGAACAAAGUGUAUGCAGUAUUUGGACAGAGCAGAGAAACUGAAGGAUUACUUGAAGAAUAAAGACAAACAGACCAGAAAUCCUGUGAAAGAGUCACAUAUCAAUGACAAGAGUGAUAGUGACAGUGAGGGGGAAAACCCGGAAAAGAAGAAGCUUCAGGAGCAACUUAUGGGUGCGAUAGUAAUGGAGAAGCCCAAUGUGAGAUGGAAUGAUGUGGCUGGGUUGGAGGGAGCCAAAGAAGCUCUAAAAGAGGCUGUUAUCCUUCCCAUCAAAUUCCCUCACCUCUUUACAGGUAAGAGGACACCUUGGAGGGGUAUCCUGCUGUUUGGUCCACCAGGAACAGGAAAGUCAUACCUGGCCAAGGCUGUGGCCACUGAGGCGAACAACUCCACCUUCUUCUCUGUUUCCUCCUCAGACCUCAUGUCUAAGUGGCUGGGAGAGAGUGAGAAACUUGUCAAGAACCUGUUUGAUCUGGCCCGCCAGCACAAGCCCUCCAUCAUCUUUAUUGAUGAGGUGGACUCCCUGUGUGGGUCCAGGAAUGAGAACGAGAGUGAAGCUGCUCGCCGCAUUAAGACAGAGUUCCUUGUUCAGAUGCAGGGGGUGGGAAACAACAACGAUGGCAUUUUGGUGUUGGGAGCUACCAACAUUCCCUGGGUGCUUGAUGCUGCAAUUCGCCGAAGAUUUGAAAAGCGUAUCUACAUCCCCCUGCCAGAGGAGCCGGCCCGGGCUCAGAUGUUUCGCCUGCAUCUGGGCAACACGCCUCACAGUCUGAGCGAGGCUGACUUGCGGCAGCUUGCUCACAAAACAAACGGCUACUCUGGUGCUGACAUCAGCAUCAUCGUACGAGAUGCACUAAUGCAGCCUGUCAGGAAGGUCCAAUCUGCAACACACUUUAAGAAGAUUCGUGGCCUGUCCCGCAGCAACAACCAGGUCAUGGUGGAUGACCUACUGACGCCUUGUUCCCCUGGUGACCCUGCUGCCCUAGAGAUGACCUGGAUGGAUGUACCAAGUGAUAAGCUACUCGAGCCAAUCGUCUGCCUGUCAGACAUGCUGCGUUCCCUUUCCACAACUCGUCCAACCGUCAACAGUGAAGAUCUGCUAAAGGUCCAGAAGUUCACAGAGGACUUUGGGAUGGAGGGCUGAGUGAAUGAUCCACUGCAGCCCCACCCCCUACCGAACCCCUCCAUACAAUCCUCAAUAGCCUUUAAUCUCCUUCCUGCACUUGGUCAAUUGCCCCUCGUGGAUUUCAAAAGAGAAAGAACAGUGACAAGGCUUUUCAACCCAUAGAAUCAUCCAGUCUACUUGUUUUUAAUCCUUGGAGAGUACUGACCAAAUGCUGCAACAGAAAAUUUGGUCAAACUAUCUAUUUUAGAUAAUGCACCCCUUAAAAAGCGGCCUCUGCAAACAACACACUCUGAUUUGUCGAGAUAUGAUUUAAAGGAGGACUUUGUUGAAAAAAAUGGGAAUGGGAGCACACAUUAAAGUUUGUAGAUGAGGGUUCACUGUUUCUUUUAAUGGAAAAGUUAUCCACAGAUUUUGCCUAGAAACAUCUCUAAAUUGGAAACUAUUAUCGAAAUUCUUCUUUCGCUCGGACAUUCCAUUGACCCCCGGCUGGAAAACAAUCAGCGUUUGCCACGUCUACAGUGCUUCCUGUUCUGACCCCAUUGCUUGUGGAUACGGGUUUCCUGAACAGAGAACGUCCAACAUCUGGCAUUUUGUGGCCGAUUUUUUGUAAAAAAAAAUUGCAAACAAACAAAACAAAAAUGCUAUUCAUACUUAUAUUAAUAAUAAUAAUAAUUAAAUUUCCCCAUAGGAGUUUAAAGAACGACAAAUUUUCGUGCGUUUUCUCAUUGUUGUUACAGUCUGGGGCACAACAUGCUGGCAUCUUGGUCGAGCUCGAAAGAAUGGUCUGGAAUGCUUAGCCCCGGUGAUGUCACGGGGCAUGGUCAAGGAUCUUUCUUCCAGAUCUGGUUGUGAAAGCUGGCACAUAUCCAGAUAUUGCGUGGCUUUCAAAAAUGCUCUUUAUUUUCAUUUUUUUUUUCAAUUAAUGUCCAAAACAUAUGCGCUGUAUUUUCACGGCUAUAAGGCACACCGUAUUAAAAGGCGCAUCCUCAGAUGCAGGUGCAAUUCCAGUAUUUAACACACAUACAAGGUGCACCGUAUUAUUAGGCGCAGGCAAGGUGGCGCUCGCGAGACAGUGAGGCACAAUUGCACCUUUAUUUUUGUGAGCAGACAACAGACAACAGACAGACAAGAAAAUGAUAAGCGAAAAAAUAAUUGACACAAAACAAUCACUUCAAAUGUUAUUUACAUCCACGUUUAGCACCGCAAAGGAUAUAGCUAUAUAGCAACAUUAGUUUAGAGCACAUGGGAGGAUCCAUGCACGCUAUUUAAAAAGGUACCGGAUAGGAGUUCAGUGGUACGUACUUUACUGACAUACUUAACAGUGUAAAUCGGGAGUUCAGUUGUACUUUAUUUAAGUAUCUAACUAUCUAGCUAUACAGUAUAGCUGUAUAGAGAUACUAGCUGAAACCAUACGGUAGUGUGUAUGCACGCUUUUUAAAUACUUAAAGUAAAACAAAGUUCACUGUUAACAAUGUUAAAUACUUCAUUAAAGUACAACCGAACUCAAAUUUUCCUCCGGGUGCCUUUUUAAAUAGCGUGCAUACAUGCUACCGGAUGCUUUAAGAUAGUAUCGCUUUAUAGUAUAGCUACAUUAUUAAAUAUGCUAAUUAAGUACAACCGAACUCACUGCAUAUAUGGUAUAUCCCACACCACUCGCAACUUCACUUUGCUUACCCUGUUCACGUCAAUGUCCAGCGAAUGAAGUUGCUUUGUUGUUUUUCUUUCAUGGCGAUUGUUUGUUCUUUGUUAAUUAAUCCAUUGCUCGUCUUGUUCUUCCAACUUGGGCCACCUCAUCUUGUUUCCACGGAAGUUCAGCUUGGUCUUUGCGACUUGGAAAAGCUCAUUUUCCUACUUCCUCAAGUGGAAACACACGUGAGCACAAACAUCCACAAUCCUUUCAAAAUUGUAACAGCACUUACCGGCUGCCUCUUAAUGACGUUGUGUUCGCCAUUUGUCAUUAAUCCAUUGCUCGUGUUCUUCCAACUUGGGCCACCUUGCCUUGUAAUCUCCCAGUAUAACAGCAAGCUCAUUCAUUAGCUGGGCUUGUUUAUUCACGGUGAUUGUUUGCUCUUUGUAAGCUUAGCUCUUUGUUGGUUCCAUUUUUGGAGGACCUUAGCCAAAGCUAUGUUGUUUAGCACAAAACACAUACUGGAUUGUGUAUCUUCUGGGGGGCGAGCCUUUAGCGUCCUCGUCGCAACCACACUUUCUACUGUAACUUCCACAUGCUGUCCUCUCACAGGUCUGCUUUUCCUUUAUAUAACUAACAUGUCAGCAGGAAUUCUUCCAGUCGGUUACAAAUUUUGGACAACAGAUCAAGUAUAAGGCGCUCCCGAUUAUAAGGCGGCCUGUCCGUUUUGGAGGAAAUUCAAGAGAUGUAAGUGCGCCUUGUAGCCGUGAAAAUAUGGUAAUACUAAUAAUGUUUAUUGUACAUAGAAAUUUUGGACAAACUCCUCCUUUAAGUGAAAGAUUGUACAUUCAGUUGCUAUUUUGGUUCAAUUUGCAUUGAAGAAUGACAAACACUCAAAAAAUUUUAUUUAAUGCCUGUCUUAGUGUACGUCAUAUUAUUUCGCUAUUUGAUGAAGGACAUUUAUAUAUCAAUGCUGCCUUGAUUAUUGCUAUGUGCAUCAGGUGUUUUACUGUUACUGGUUGAUACUUUAAAUACUAAUUGAUACGAAAAAGCCUAUACAGCAAAGUCCGCCUCUGAUGGUAAAAUGUACAUGUGGAAGAAAUUUUUUGAAAAUACCUCUGUUAAUGAAAGAAAAGCCCACAGUGGUCAAUCUUCUUUUUUUCACAUUUUCCACAUUUCUCCUCCUGAAUCUGAGAUUCGACUUCCCGAGAGACCUUCCUCUCGAGUACCCCUGAAUAGACCUUACCAGAGAGGCUUAGAAGUGUGAUUCCCCUGUAGUUGGAACACACAUAGGGGGACCUUCACCCCAAUCUGCCAAUGCAAAGACACUGUAACCGAUGUCCAUGCAAUGUUGCAGAGGCAUGUUAACCAAGGCAGCCCCACAAUAUCCAUAGCCUUUCAGAAAUCCAGGCGAAUCUCAUCCACCCUCAGGCCCAUGGAACCAGGGAGCUUUUUGACUGCCUCGGGGACCUCAACCCCAAAGACAGGAGAGCAUGCCUCACAGAUCCCAGACUCUGCUUCCUAAUGGGAAGGCAUGUUGGUACAAUUGAGGAGGGCUUCAACGUAUUUUCCCCACUUACUCGUAACAGCCUAAGUCGAGGUCAGCAGUGUCCGAUCUCCACUACACAGUGUUAUUGAUGUACUGCUUCCCCCUCCCUGAAACGUUGUAUGAAGGACCAGAAUUUCCUCAAAGCCGUCUGGAAAUCUUUCUCCACAACUUCAGAAAAUUCUUCCCACGUCCAAGUUUUAGCCUCAGUGACCUCCACAAAUGUGUUCCGCUUGACCAAGUGAUACCCAUCAGAUGCCUGAGGAACUCCUACUUCAGCUUCUUCUUUUGCCGUAGGAGGGACUCUUUUUGAUGGGGAAUUCUCCAAGACAUUCACAGCAGAUCAUCACAAAACGUUUGGGCCUGCCAGGUCAGGCCAUUUUCUUCCCCACCAUUGAAGCCAAAACACCACCACAUGGUAAUCAGUUGACACUGACGCCCCUCUCUUCAACCGAGUGUCUAAAACGUGACUGCAAAUCUGAUUAAACAACCACAAAGUCGAUAAUCCAACUUUGGCCUGGAUGUCCUGGUGCCAAGUGCACAAAUUGACACACUCGUUCUUGAAAUAGUGUUCAUUAUGGACAAUGUGUGAUGAGCACAGAAGUUCAAUAACAGACCGCCACUAAGGUUCUGAUCAGGGUGGCCGUUCCUCCCAAAAACGCCCUUCCAGGUCUCACUGUUUUUGCCCAGUUUCCAAGUGAAAUUAUGGAAUCCCCAAUGAGAACACUCUCUUGCACCCCCUCUAAGGACAAAAAGGUUGGAAACUCUGAACGCCUGUUUGGUGUAUAGGCAUAAGCAGCAGUCCAGACCCGUCCACCCACCCGAAGGUGGAGGGAAAGUACCCUCUCAUCCUCCACGGUGAACCCCAAUGUACAGGUGCUGAACCGGGGGCUGGGGUGGGCCAUAAGUAUGCAUAUUUGGUUGAUAGUUCUUCGGACGGAACGACGCAGCGUCUGACGACCAAGCGUCGGCGGCGGGGCCACUCGCGACCUUUGGCAAGCAUUCACAGCGGCCGGUCGCUUGCCAGAGCUUGCUACUCAGACUCCGCGUCAUUCUCGUCCAAAGAACCAUUCCAAUAUUCAACAUUAUUUACAGCCAGAGGUUCAAAUCUGUAUGGACGUAUUCCUCUGUCUUCCUGAUCAACCAAUACUGCUAUUUCUUCAUCAGAUGAGGAUAAAUCCGAGAAAUCAGCGCUGGCCACAAUUGUUUCCCAACAUAAGCGAGCCUUUGUUGCCGCGGCUAUUGCGUCACAUCCGCGCACGUAGCUCAUGUGGCUCACCAAAAUGACGGCGCCCAUGAAAAUUCGUAGUUGCUGAUAAAAAUCUUCUCAAAACACCAUUAAAUGGGAGAGGAUUAACAUCACAUUGUCAAGGUACAGUACAUAUGACAUGACCUAUUGGAUACAUUGUUAAUGCAAACCACUGGAAUUUCCCUUUAACGCAUUUGUCUAUAAUUUUCUUCAUUUUCUCCUGAGACAAUGCAGUACUUUGCCUCCUCUGAUCCAUGUUUAGUGUGGUGCACACCGUGUCACUAGUGAUUGUCAGUUGUCACGCUUUAAAAUAGACCAGCUGAUUGACAAGUUUGAAGACACCUGUAAUGGUCGUGAGAGGACAUACCUUGUUUGAACAUGUCCUUAUGGAAUAAUUCUUUCUCCCGGUAACAUCAUUUUUGCCCAGGGCUUUUUCAUGAGUGUUUUUUUUAAAUAAUUAACUACAAUUCAAAAAGAAAUUCCGUUUUUCAUCAGUUUCUUUUCAUUGACUAUUAGAUUAAGUUAUUUCUGUGACCGCUGUAUUUUUUUUUUUCAUUAACUGAUGAACGCCAACAAUUUUGCCCACGUGUGUAAAACCUGUUACUAACCAUUCAAAAACUUUACAUUGCACAUUUCAUGUCACAUACUAUUCAAGCAGUACUUUGUUAAUGCAUUGAUUACAUCUUUUCUUCUCACGGCCUAUUUGUUGAUGUUGUUGCACUGACAUUUUUCUCAUAAAUGUUUUUUCUUUUUUUUUCAAAGGAGCUGCACAAACAAAAAGUUAUUGUAGCAGUUUCUGCUGAUCAUUUGGUCCACACAUUACAUACACCUCCUUCAACAUAACAGUAUUUAAGCUCUCAAUUAUUACUACAGAAUAGUUUAAUUGAUGAGUCAUAGUGGAUCCUCAAGUUUCUCCUCUUGGAGAAGGCUUAGAGUCACAUAAGCUCUAAAAGAUUGAUGGUCUAUUUCAACUUUGUAUCCCUUUGUUAGCUAUUAUAAAUUGACUGGAGAGUGAGCCCUCACAUGAACUAGAACUUAGAUAUCUCAAGGUUGAAGUGAUAAACUAUGUUUGCAAUGAGAGUAACCGUGAAUUGUUUUCAUUAAUUGUCAUUGUAGGGUCCCAUUAAACAAGUCGUUGUGAACAUUACUAUUAUUUUAAGGUGCAUCAAUAAAAAAUAACAUUUCA